AUGGUUCACACACGUGCCAAGUCCGUGGACCUUACUGGCAUGGUCCGUGCCCCGAUCAGAAGUAUGAAUCGUGAUCAAGUUGAUGGCCCUAGCGAAGAGCGACCUCUGCAGCCUACGGGUUUGCCUGGUGACCAAGAAGAUGCUGAGCAAACUAGGGCUAAUCCUCAGAAAACAGCCGAUGGGGAUGGUGGGGACGCAGAGCUCUCGCUGAUUUCCCUCUACAUGCACGAGGACCAGGCAGACAGUGAGAUUGAUUUUUGGACUUCAUCCUCAACCGGCAACCUCCGUCGCUCAGCUUCCUGCCCUCUUCUCGAUUCUCCCCCUCGUCCUCUCUCCCCCACCUCUCUUCGUGAAUUCCACAAUUUGAAAUUCCUCGUUCGCCUGAGAAGAAUCAACCGUCAGGUUCGCGCUACCCACACUUCAUAUCUUGUCACCUACCACCUCUGCCGUUUACCCUCAACCUUCGAAAUUCAUCACGACACCCCCUCCAUAAGACCAGAGUCUAUCCCCUUUGAUACACCGUUCAACAUGUAUCACUUCCCGACGAACCCUGCACUCUACGCCCAGUACCACCAGCACAUGGCGGAUUACCACUCCCGUCCGCUUCAACGGCUGCUGGAUCCAAGUGAGUGCCCGAUUGGCAGCGAGGCUGAUCUCCGUGCUCGCCCUUACAACGCGGUUGUUCUCAUCGAGAACAUUCCUUACACGGUCACCCGGCAGGAGGUGGUUCAGUUCUUUGGGCGUGAUGCCAACCUCGCUCCGGGCUGGCCUGUCCAUAUCAUCAUGGAGCGGUCCACUGGCAAGACCAUGGCCUGCUAUGUGGAGUUUGCCCACCCUGUCGAUGCUCAGCGAGCUGUGGACCGCAUCAAGCAAAAGCACGACUCUAACCAGGGUCCCCGGAUGGGCAAUCGUUAUGUUGAUGUCGUGGUCAGCAGUCAAAAUGCCCUCAUGAAGGCUUUGUUCCCCCGAGCCAACUGCAUUGACUGGGUGAGCGGUCGUCCCGUGCAAGUUCCCCCGCCUGCAGACGACGAGGGUGCACCUGGAUUUACUGGAUUUUUGACCGCUGAAGAGCUGUUCUGUGUGGCCCGCCAUGCUCGCGAGCCGAAUCGAAGUGCCUAUGCGACCAAGGUUCCCCAGCGCACCUAUGAGUCGAUUAUCAGCACCGUCUGGAAGUUCCCGUGGUACGUGAAGCACAUGUACACCGUCCACGCUCGCAACAAGCUCUUCUACACCCUGAAGAGCAUGAUCGAGGUCCUCGUGGAGCGUCUGGAGGCCACGCAGACGAUGGGACUGGAUGGUCGCCUGGUGACCGAGCUGCUUCGUGCCGGUCUUGAAUGCCCUGCAUUCAACCCCCGCAUGAAGUUCGUGCUUGCAGAGGCCAGCGAAGACCAGGGGAUUCUUCGCCGGAUGCACAUGCAGUGGCUGCAAUUGUUCCCCUUCGACACUCUGACGUGGUUGCCACCCAACAACCCCAUCAAGUUGGAGUUUUACGCAGGGCUCAUUGCAAGGGGCCAGCCCGACAGAAUCCCAGAGGGGAUGAAGCGUCUCUGCUUUGAGGACGAUGUCCCAAAGCUCUUCGGCAACUUCUGGUUCGAGUGGCUCAGCGAACCAGCUGCCAACAAGCUGUUCUCUGUGGCCGCCGCUGAGGAGAAGCAGCUCCUGCGAAGCCUGCUCACCUCUGGUUUUGCUGCCGUGCAUGGCACGACCCCGGGGCCCUCCAACCCCCCCUGCUGGUCCGACCUGGACCCCUUCCUGGCCUUCGGCCCGCGCCCCCGCCCCGGCGACCCCUACUCCCGCCCCGCCUCGCGGCCCUCCCCCUGCGUCUGGCACUGGCCCUCGCCGUCCCCCGGGUCCUCCCGGUACUCUUCCCUCCCGUGGCCCUUACGGCCCUGGCAACUGGCGUGGUGGCUCCUCCUCUGGAGGUGGCCGCCGCGCGCAGUAGGGCCUCCCACGGGGAGAAGGAGACCAGGGAUGCUUCGGCAUCACCUGAGUCUCAUGAUCAACGAGAAAGAUCCUAUCCUUUGGGAUCUCGUGGAAGAUGAUCUAGCGGCCGAUAUGGCGAUGAUGUGA
This is a messenger RNA of Penicillium cataractarum, 2070 nucleotides long. RefSeq lists its product as uncharacterized. The coding region runs from base 1 to 2070 and encodes 689 amino acids. The record is from RefSeq and is a predicted model, not a curated record. Lineage: Eukaryota; Fungi; Ascomycota; Eurotiomycetes; Eurotiales; Aspergillaceae. Gene Ontology annotation, molecular function: RNA binding. The transcript has 6 exons.